Messenger RNA from Lonchura striata (white-rumped munia), 4769 nucleotides. RefSeq names its product solute carrier family 25 member 36 (gene SLC25A36). Gene Ontology annotation, biological process: pyrimidine nucleotide import into mitochondrion. The record is from RefSeq and is a predicted model, not a curated record. Gene Ontology annotation, cellular component: mitochondrion. Gene Ontology annotation, molecular function: pyrimidine nucleotide transmembrane transporter activity. NCBI's taxonomy places the organism in Eukaryota, Metazoa, Chordata, Aves, Passeriformes, Estrildidae.
GCGGAGCCGGCCCGCCCCUAUUUAUGCCGAGCCCUGCCGGGAGCGGCGCCGUAAGUGUGGGGCGGAAGCGCCCGGCACCUCCUUCCUCCCGCCCGGGUGCAGGCGACGAGGAUGAGCCAAAGAGACACCCUAGUGCAUCUCUUCGCCGGCGGCUGUGGAGGUACUGUUGGUGCAAUUCUGACAUGUCCACUGGAAGUUGUAAAAACACGACUGCAGUCCUCCUCUGUGACUCUGUACAUCUCUGAAGUUCAUCUCAACACUCUGAAUGGUGCUGCCGUCAACCGAGUAACCAGAAUUUCUCCUGGACCUCUCCACUGUCUGAAGAUGAUCUUGCAAAAUGAAGGCCCUCGUUCUCUGUUCAGAGGGCUGGGUCCUAAUUUAGUUGGUGUUGCUCCUUCCAGAGCAAUAUAUUUUGCUGCUUACUCAAAUUGCAAGGAAAAGUUGAACAAUAUUUUCAAUCCAGAUUCUACCCAGGUACACAUGAUUUCAGCUGGUGUGGCAGGCUUUACUGCGAUCACAACAACUAAUCCCAUUUGGUUGGUAAAGACACGAUUACAGCUUGAUGCAAGGAAUCGUGGAGAAAAGCAAAUGAGCGCUUUUGAGUGUGUCCGCAAAGUUUAUCGCUUGGAUGGCUUUAGAGGCUUUUACCGGGGAAUGUCUGCAUCCUACGCAGGCAUAUCUGAGACUGUUAUUCACUUUGUCAUUUAUGAGAGUAUUAAGAAAAAAUUACUGGAGUAUAAGACUGCUGCUGCCAUGGACAAUGAGGAUGAAUCAGCAAAAGAAGCAUCGGACUUUGUUCGAAUGAUGAUGGCUGCUGCCACUUCCAAAACAUGUGCAACAUCAAUAGCAUAUCCCCAUGAGGUUGUACGAACAAGACUAAGAGAAGAGGGAACAAAAUACAGAUCUUUCUUCCAGACACUCUCUUUGCUUGUGCGAGAGGAAGGGUAUGGCUCCCUUUACCGAGGUUUAACUACACACCUGAUCAGACAGAUUCCAAACACGGCUAUCAUGAUGUCCACCUAUGAAGUUGUAGUCUACUUACUUGAUGGAUAGCAGUGUGACAAGGUGCAAGAAGGUGGAAGACUGAAAGACUGGAGUGGACCACUGAAUGUCAAUGCCAAUGUGGUGGGCUACAGGAGCGUUGUAUGAGGAACAAGCAGCUGUGGACAAAACAGGAGGUUGAUUGUGGGCAACUCUGAAUAAUUUUGCUGCCUUUAUUUUGUGGUCUCAUGUCAAUGUGACAAAUGGGAACUGCCUCUUAGGGAAUGCCUUCAUGCAUCUCUUAAUUCAGAAUUAUUCUUUUCUUUUCAUCUGUUAGACUAGACAAAGCCAUUGAGUCAUCUUCAGAGACCUGAUGGGUGAGGGAGGGGACAUGAAAUAUGUUCCUGGGCAGUCCUAUUACCUUCUCUUAGUGAUUGCUCUCAACUACAUAAUUUUUGUUCGGUUUUACUGCACAGUAACCUGUUGAAGGAAUGGCAAGACAGUACUUUUAUAGCUUUCUAUACCUGACACUUCCAUUUAGUUGCUCUGAAGAUUCAUAAAGAGACUGAGGUAGUGUGGUAAGUGUGUAAAGUUUAUCAUGUUGCUACCUCAAGACAAAAUAUGGUGCAGGGACCCAGAACAGUUAUUUCUUCACUACAAAAGGUGAUACCCAUUGUAGCUUUUUGGUUUUGAUUGUUCUUUUUUUUUUUUUUUUUUUUUUUUUUUNUUUUUUCUUGAUGUUUGAGCAGGUCUGAUUGUCUAACUCUUCAGGUUAUCAGUCUGUUAAUGCUGGUGCAUGUGGACUUCUGGUCCUGCUGCAUCAUGCUUUUUCUUUCCUGGAACUUUUCCUAAGUAAGAGAGGCCUAUGAAACAUUGGUCCUGUAUCAUCAGUUUUCCUUGCCAACAUGGUCAGGUCACUCACACUGCUAAGGAAGUUGCUGAAUGCCACUUUAUAGCCCUUUUAAGGAUUUGUAAUGUGAUGAGAAAUCUCAGCUAGUCCAGCUUCCCAUUUGUGAAGACAGGAUUCACUCAGUUUCAUGCUGCCUAAGCACAAGCUAAUACAGCCCUUAAAUAUCUGGCAAAUCCUUGGAUUGCCAGUGUUUAUAUGGGAGUGCUGGAGGAGAGCACGUAUCACUGUGGCUGGGGUGACCAGAAACCAGUUGAAGUUGCGAUAGAUCUUGUCAGUGCAGACAGGCUCUGUGCAAAAUGAUGGAGAAAUUGUAAAUAACAUUUUCUUGAAAGCAUUCCCCCAAUGAAUGCUGUAUCACUUCUGUCAGCUUGAGCCUGCAUACUGAGCUAUAACCUUGUCCUCCACAUUGUCUGAUUAUUCAGGCAUUGGUUUUGUUCUGUAAGCCAAUUGCAAUAUAAUGCCUUGCAUUCAGCAGUGAGGCUUAGCUGGCUUAUUCUGUCAUAAUUUACAGACUUUUCCAAAAUCAUACAACUGGAGUGUCAAGCAGUUUAAUGUUACAGGAAGUUUUACAGCUUUCCAACAAGUAUCUUCUCAGUCUGCAUCCAUUAUCCUUAUGAGGAAGAUGAUCAUUUACAAGUUGGGGUCAAUAGCUUUCUCCAUAUAAAUGCUGCUACACUGGCAUGGACAGAACUGUGCUCUCAGCUCUUCCAGUGUGGUACUUCAGUACACUUGAACUGUGCAUCAUGUGCAAUGGCUUUAUUUUAUGAAUGACUUCUUAUGCACUUUGUGGCCUUCUUAGGGCAUAUGAAUUUUCUUCCUCUUACUGAUUAUCUGGAAUCAAACAGUGUUUGAAAUAUGCAGUUUGGUUUUAAAAAAGCAUGUGGUUUGAUUUCUGUGUAAGCUGUGCAGGAAUUUAUGCUGUAAAUCCAUAGCAUCUCUGGCAGUUGUUCUGCAGGCUCUAUGUAAAACCUCAAAGCUUGUAGAACAGUCUGUCUGGGUUUUUCUUAUUUGCUUUCCUUUCUUUUGACCUUUGUUGUUUUCCAUACAGUGUCAAAGUAUUUGAGUAUUUCAUGUAAUUCUCUGUAUUAAUUGCUCAUCUUCUGAAAGCCACCCAUAGUAAAUACAUUGACCUCGCAGUGCUGUAUUGACUUCCCUGCUUGGAAAAUGUUCCCUUGUUAAAGACAGCAUGGUCUGAGGGGUGACCAUGGUGAACUUGAUUGUCUCAAAGUGAAAGGAAUGCUUAAAUGUGUUUUAAAGUGGGCUUUUUCUAGUGAUCACUCUAAGAAAAGACUGAAGUAUUUAUGACUGACCUAAGCUUUGAUGUGAUGCUUUUGUUCAGAUAAAUACAUGCAGGAAUAGUGAUGUACUGUAAUUUUUGUGAUGUGGAAGGUGGGUCACUCCUCACAUUAUCUAGAUUACUCAGUCAUAGCCAAAACUUAAAUUGGCAAAGACCAUACUCAGUUUUGGAGUUCGUGAAUACCUGGAGUAGCCCAGGCUUCAUGGGAGUUUCUCUCCUCUGAAUACACUGUCCCUUGGUUCUGUGUUUGUCUCCCAGUCCUGGGUAUUUCCUGGAAUUCCCUGGGUACUGUGUGUGUGCCUUCUCUGGGUAAGAGCAAAGCCCCUGGAGGUGAUAAGUAGGACAAUUUAACAAGGACAGUUGAAUAUGGGAGAUAACAGCUAAAAGCAGACAAUCAGCUUAUUACUCCACCUCUUCAAAGCGUGUUCCAGUUUUUUUUAAACUUUAGGGGUGAUUGUUUUGGCUUCUUUUGCAUAACCAAACAUAACCCAAAUAUUUUUGGAGAUUUUUCAUUAUUUUUAAACUACAAGUACCUGCAAAAUUACCUCUGAUAUAUUUCCCAAAGAUCUUUAAAUUAUUUAUGUAGUUUUCUUGCUAUUUAUUAUAAAAACUCAAGGGAAAUAACAAGAUGCUUCAUUCAAUAAUACCUUUAACUACAGAGCUGAAAGCAGGGCAUUUAACCUUGGUCAUCUUGAUUUGUAUUAGGAUGUAUUUAUGUCCCAGCUGUGUGUGCUAGACAGGACGUGUGAAGAGCUCCCGAGUCACGGAUCCGUUCCUCGUGUCCCUGGCUGUUCGCAGCCGGGGCUGCAGGUGCGCGGCGGGGCCGGCAGGCGGCACCAGGGAGCUGCGGAGUUCUGGGAGCUGUAGGUGUGCCCGAGACAUCCACCGCCUGUCCGCUUACCCAUCUCUGCCCCUGCCUCUGUUUACAUAACGCACUCCGCAUCUUCCCUUGCUGAUUGAGGUGUUAAUGACAGCGGAUCGUUUGGUUGUUAAUGACAGUUUCUGCCAGUCUGUUUUUCUUACCACAUUUGCAACAUUCCUCAGACUGCAGCAUUGUAAAAGAAUGCUUCCAGAGACAAGAGUGGAGAGCCCUUAUAAAUGUUGCUUCCUGUUUAAACUGUUCAGAUUUGGAAAACAAGCUGAAUGCUGAAGUGUGCCUAGGUAAAUGUACUACUUUUUUCAACUUUGUCUGUUAAGACUGAGUUAUGUAAGUUUUUUCAGUUCUUAUAUUUAAAAGUCUGCCUACCCUGCAUAUGUGAAAAUAACUAUGCCCUCAGAGUCAUAGCUAAACACUCACAGAUGACAGAUUGAGAAUACUUCAGUACUCAUGUGAGGUUUGCUAUUAUUCUUGCAUACAUGUAGUUGGCUGUAAACUAUGUGCAUUUACUCUGUAUUUAUAUAGUUAACUUUUUGUUUGGAUUGCUUUAAACUUCAAAGCAAAUUAAAAUUGUGCUUCUAUUCAAAUGUUGCCUGCUGUGCUAAACUGUACACUGUUUUUAACCUUUGAUUUUUUCUAUUAUUGAUACAUACCAGUGCCUGCACAGUUGUGAUUAAAAAUGAAAAAUUCAUUAACCCAGUAAA